UCCGACCCCCCUUCAACAUUAUCUUUUCCCUGCCGGAGCAGAGGGCAUCCAUCUUGUUGUUGAUGAGAAAGGUGUGUUCCGUGAGGAGAACUUCCAAAAGGCCAUGAGCUCGAUUGCAGACAGGCAAGGAGCAGACCCUGCGGAUGCCAUGGCUAAAAGGAAAGGGAAAGGGAAAGACAAGAAGACAAAUAAAGGAGGAGACAAGAAUGGGCCAUCUGAUAUCUACAAAAUCGUCAAGAUGAUCAUGAUGAAAAACUACCAUCCAGUUAUCGUAUUCAGUUUCAGCAAACGAGAGUGUGAGGCUUUUGCUCUACAGAUGAGUAAACUGGCAUUCAACGAUAACUCUGAAAAGGAGAUGGUCUCUAAGGUUUUUAACAGCGCCAUUGAGAUCCUCUCAGAAGAGGAUAGGGAUCUACCCCAGAUCCAACAUAUCCUACCCCUCCUCCGACGCGGUAUUGGUGUCCAUCACUCAGGUCUCCUGCCCAUCCUCAAGGAAACCAUUGAAAUUCUCUUCCAAGAAGGACUAAUAAAAGUUCUCUUCGCGACUGAAACGUUCUCUAUUGGUCUUAACAUGCCCGCAAAGACCGUUGUUUUCACAAGCGUUCGCAAGUUCGAUGGUGUCAGCUCAAGAUGGAUAACGUCCUCGGAAUUUGUCCAAAUGUCCGGACGUGCAGGUCGUCGAGGCCUUGAUGACCGUGGUCUUGUUAUCAUGAUGGUUGAUGAAGAGAUGGACCCUCCUGUUGCCAAGGAUAUUGUUCGCGGAGAGCAGGACAAGCUUAAUUCAGCUUUCCAUCUUGGUUAUAAUAUGAUUCUCAAUUUGCUUCGUGUGGAAGGUAUAUCACCUGAGUUCAUGCUUGAACGGUGUUUCUACCAGUUCCAAAAUACAGCUAGUGUUUCUGGUCUGGAAAAAGGUGAAUAUUUUAUACCCUAAAUUUAUCUUAUCUAACGAUUUGCUAACGAACUUCAUCAGAACUGGCCGAGCUCGAAAGUUCUAGGGAUGCGAUGACAAUUGAAGACGAAGGCACAAUACGAGAAUAUUAUGACCUUCGACAGAAAAUUGAUACCUACAACUCUGAUAUGAGAGCUGUGAUAACACAUCCCAAUUAUUGCGUUUCGUUUCUCAAACCUGGACGUCUAAUCCACAUUAAAUAUCAGGACUAUGAUUUCGGAUGGUCAGUGGUAGUCAACUGCCAAGCGCGAAAACCACCAAAGAACGCCCCGCGUGAAGAGUACGAACCUCGUGAGAGCUAUAUAGUAGACGUUUUACUACCAGUUUCAGAGGACUCUUUCCUAAAAUCAAAAGGUGUUCAGCCCUUGCCACCCGGUGUCAAACCAGCUAACAAGGGCGAGCCUUCGAAGCUGGAAGUUGUUCCCGUCCUCCUCAACUGUAUACAUUCAAUUUCUAUGGUGAAAAUCAAAAUGCCCAGCAACCUAAAACCAGAAGAAAGCCGAAAGGCCGUCAAGAAGCAGAUUAUGCAGAUCCAGCAACGCUUCCCCGAUGGCUUGGCGCUCCUUGACCCCAUUGAAAAUAUGAACAUUACGGAUGAUGAGUUCAAGAGAUUACUAAGGAAAAUCGAGGUUCUGGAGUCACGCCUAAUAUCUAACCCACUACACAACUCUCCUCGGCUUCCAGAAUUGUACGACCAGUAUGCUGCGAAAGUGGAGCUUGUCAAGAAAAUCAAGGAGACGAAGAAGAAGAUCACCGAGGCCAUGUCAAUAAUUCAGAUGGAUGAGUUGAAAUGCCGCAAACGAGUACUUCGCCGAUUCCAGUUCAUCAAUGAAGAUGAAGUCGUACAGCUCAAGGCUCGAGUUGCUUGUGAAAUCAGCAGUGGUGACGAACUCAUGCUCAGCGAGCUAUUGUUCAACGGUUUCUUCAACAAUCUCACACCUGAGCAAUGCGCCGCAGCACUAAGCGUAUUUGUCUUCGAAGAAAAUGCCAAGGACACUCCUGCUAUUACCAAUGAGGAGCUCGCCAAACCGCUCAGAGAUAUCCAAGCCCAGGCUAGAAUCAUUGCCAAAGUUUCCCAGGAAUCCAAACUACCUGUGAAUGAAGACGAGUAUGUGAAGAGCUUCCGAUGGGAACUUAUGGAAGUGAUGUUCGAGUGGGCAAAGGGUAAAUCCUUUGCAGAUAUCUGGUAAGCUUCUCCAUGUUCCGGAACUCCCAUAACGUGCCAAGUUCAAUCAGACAGCUGACUAGCUAUUUCUCAUGAAGCAAAAUGACCGAGGUUUAUGAGGGAAGUUUGAUCAGAGCUUUCCGGCGCCUUGAGGAGUGUAUGCGACAAAUGGCACAAGCGGCUAAAGUGAUGGGAAGUAGCGACCUGGAAACCAAGUUCGAAACCGCCCUCACACUCAUAAAACGAGACAUUGUUGCCGCACAGUCUCUCUACCUAUGAUAGUUUGUUACCACAUCGUUACUGGCUGGCUGCUAGUUAUUGACUUUUUGCAUUUACUGCGACCUGAAUUCUUUUCCUGGCUGUACACGGAUUAAUACAUGUGUGGCGUUGGGUGUGCGGCAUUCCACGUAUUAUAGCAAAAGUAAAUGAAACAUGUCGUUAUACGGGCGAGGCAAUAUAUGGCUGCCUGUUAAUAUUACUUUGAUACAUUUUUCUUUUCUUUUCUGCUCUUGUGCUUUCCCUUUAAAAAUCAUCUUCAGGGGCAAAAAGGCAAAAGUGACAAAAAUAACUUUGCUUAGUCAUAAAUUUUUGGGCUGAGAACCCCGUGAAAAGCUUAUUUUUUAGGUUAUGACGUAAUAUGAGUAAAAAGGAUCACAAAAAGUUUAAUCAACACAUGGAGAGAGCUGAAGUUUGGCUGUGGAAGGAGGAGAAAGAGAAGGGAAUUUCGAGAAUAUUGCAAGAGAUGUAAGGUGUAGUAUUAGGAUAAUUACCCAAUGCGUAUGUUUACUUAGUAAUUUUUGAGGAAAGACAGCGAAUGAUGAACCUGUAUCUAUAUAGAUCAAGCACUCUGUCAUGAUUAUACACAGUAUGUAUGGAGAUAAAUACGAUAAUUCAAUGGUAUGCUCCGUUACAUAGAUAGUUGCCGACAAUAUCUGGAGACCCGGCCUUUCUAUAAUGAGAGAGCGAUCUUGUUUCUCAGGCCAUUUAUAGAACCCCAAGGACUCCCUAAUGCACAACAGUCCUUGGUGGCGAUAGAUUAGUCCUGGCUGGAACACCAAUACCCUGGCCCAGAACUUGCCCUAUAGCCGAAGUAUUAAAGGUGCAUAUAAUAACGGCUUGUCGUAAAACUAGGGAUUUCUAUCUCUUCGACAAAGAAAAUAUAAACCCCAACUAGAAGUAGGUUGCUGUGAUUGCCGAGAAAGUGCGUGACACGCAAGGCAAUUGAAGCCUAUCACGGACAGCUAGUGUGCUUACGGAAGAUCCAUUGAUGCUCGAGAACACAUCAUCAAGUGGUUAUUAAAGGCUGGGACGGACGUACUUAUAUAUUGACUCUGCCGUUUGUUUGGCUAGGCCGAGGAUGACUUCGCCUCAGGGAAGGCGAACCAGCCAUCCAUGCAGAGUAAGAAAGUCAAGAGGCUGCUCUCUUCCUCUGAAUCACAAGAAGCAGCCUGUCUUAUCACCGUAUGCCUUGCUACGCAGUCGGUAAGCGGCCAGUGGCUCCCCAUGAAUAAAUAAUACAAAUAAACAGCCGUAACCAUAGCUACCACACAGCAGUCCUUUA
Molecule: messenger RNA, 3675 nt
Organism: Trichophyton rubrum CBS 118892
Lineage: Eukaryota; Fungi; Ascomycota; Eurotiomycetes; Onygenales; Arthrodermataceae
Exons: 2
Coding region: 1003-2139 (378 amino acids)
Biological process (GO): maturation of 5.8S rRNA; RNA catabolic process
Cellular component (GO): nucleus
Molecular function (GO): RNA helicase activity
Source: RefSeq, a predicted model, not a curated record